GCUUCAAUUCCAAUUCAAGCAUACCAAACUGCAAGACAAAGCAAAAACAAAAGAAAAACUGGGAGAAAAAGCCAACGGCUUUUACAGAGGAGGGUUUCUCCUAUUGGUUUGGUUGGAUGGGCCCGCACUUGUCGUAGACUUCAAAUCGCAGAUUUAGAACGCGGGGACGCGUAUAUAAUGAGAAGGGUCUCUGCCUGCUGCUUCACAAGCCUUUUCUCCGGGAUUCACAGAAAGCACGAUAACAAGAACAAGCAUACCCAGAGAACCAGGAAAACUAUGGAGAACCCCACGAACAACGCCGGUGACCAGGUGGAGCCGCUUCAUGAGUCCAAGAGCUCCCAAAUUGUGGAAGGAAACACAAAUGACUCAAAUCGCAGUCAUGCUAGGAAUAUCAUACUAAACCAUGACUUCUCUGAAGAGCUGCAUUUGUGGCAUCCCAACUGUUGUGAUGGCUUUGUUGUUUCAGCCAAGUCAGAUUACCCAAAAGGAAUAUCAGAAAAUUCAGGUGGUAAUUAUGCAGUUGUUACAAACCGCAAGGAAUGCUGGCAGGGCUUGGAACAAGAUAUCACUGCCAGGGUUUCCCCAGGUUCCACUUAUACAGUUUCUGCCGAUGUUGGAGUAUCAGGGCCUCUUCAGGGAUCUACUGAUGUUCUUGCAACUUUGAAACUAGAAUACAGAGGCACAGGGACUAGCUACUUGUUCAUUGGAAGAACUUCCGUGUCUAAGGAGAAGUGGGAAAAGUUCGAAGGCACUUUCUCAUUGUCAACCAUGCCAGACCGGGCUGUAUUCUAUUUUGAAGGACCUCCUCCUGAAAUUGACCUUCUUGUCAAGUCAGUAGUGAUCGUGUGUUCCUGCCCAAGUGAGAGUGUGAGUCAUGGAUGUUUCACCGCUGGAGACGAGAAUAUCAUUCUAAACCCCAGAUUUGAGGAUGGCAUGAAUAAUUGGUCUGGAAGAGGCUGCAAGAUUGUUUUACAUGAUUCUAUUGCAGAUGGAAAAGUUGUUCCACAGUCUGGAAAGUAUUUUAUAUCUGCAACAGAGCGCACACAGACCUGGAAUGGAGUUCAGCAAGAGAUCACUGGAAGAGUGCAGCGAAAGCUUGCUUAUGAUGUGACUGCUGUUGCUCGGAUAUUUGGUAACAAUGUCACUAGUUCUGAUGUGCGAGUGACUUUGUGGGUCCAAUCACCAAAUCAUCGUGAUCAGUAUAUUGGCAUUGCGAAUGCUCAGGCAACAGACAAGGAUUGGGUACAGUUGCAGGGGAAGUUCCUUUUAAAUGGUUCUCCAUCAAGAGUUGUCAUAUAUAUUGAAGGUCCCCCUUCGGGUACUGAUAUCCUCCUGAACAGCUUAAUUGUAAAGCACGCAGAGAAAACACCCCCUUCACCUCUACCUGUUAUUGAGGAUCCUGCCUUUGGAGUUAAUAUAAUUGAGAACAGCAAUCUAAGUGAUGGCAGCACCAAUGGGUGGUUUCCCCUUGGUAAUUGCACUUUGAGCGUUGGUACUGGUUCACCACAUAUAUUUCCACCAAUGGCAAGAGAUUCCCUUGGAGUUCAUGAACCUUUGAGUGGUCGCUAUAUCCUUGUGACCAAACGGACUCAGAAUUGGAUGGGUCCUGCUCAAAUGAUCACAGAAAAACUGAAACUCUUUUUGACAUACCAAGUGUCUGCUUGGGUUCGGAUUGGUUCUGGAGCUUCUGGUCAACAAAAUGUGAAUGUAGCACUAGGUGUGGACAAUCAAUGGGUCAAUGGGGGACAAGUUGACGCCAAUGGUGGUAGAUGGUAUGAAAUUGGUGGUUCCUUCAGAAUUGAGAAGCAACCGUCCAAGGUUAUGGUUUACAUUCAAGGCCCCGCUCCAGGUGUCGACUUAAUGGUUGCUGGACUCCAGAUUUUCCCUGUUGACCGACAAGCAAGGUUUAGAUAUUUACGGAGGCAAAUCGAUAAGGUUCGUAAGCGUGAUGUCAUUCUGAAAUUCUCAGGAGUGGAUUCAGGUGGUUUUUUUGAUACCUUUGUCAAAGUCAUACAAACUCAAAACAUUUUUCCUUUUGGGACAUGUAUAAGCAGAACAAACAUUGAUAAUGAAGAUUUUGUCGAGUUCUUUGUAAAAAAUUUCAACUGGGCUGUGUUUGGCAAUGAGUUGAAGUGGUACUGGACAGAACCACAGCAAGGAAAUUUCAACUACCAGGAUGCUGAUGAGAUGUUAGACUUGUGUAAGAAGCAAAACAUAGAGACUAGAGGUCAUUGCAUCUUUUGGGAAGUGGAGGGUGUGGUCCAGUCAUGGAUCCGCUCACUGAACAAUAAUGACUUGACAAAAGCUGUCCAAAAUCGUCUAACAGGUCUUCUCUCACGCUACCAAGGGAAGUUCAGGCACUAUGAUGUUAACAAUGAGAUGCUGCAUGGUUCCUUCUAUCAAGAUAGACUCGGUAAGGAAAUCCGAGCAAACAUGUUCAAGACUGCACACCAACUAGAUCCGUCUGCCCUCCUAUUUGUGAACGAUUAUCACAUUGAGGAUGGAUGUGACACCAGAUCAUCUCCAGAUAGGUACAUUCAACAUGUUAUUGAUUUGCAAGAGCAAGGAGCACCGGUUGGAGGUAUAGGAAUACAAGGACAUAUAGACAAUCCAGUGGGGCCAGUUGUAUGUUCAGCUUUGGAUAAAUUGGGUAUUCUUGGUCUUCCAAUCUGGUUCACAGAGCUUGAUGUGACUUCCAUCAAUGAACAUGUUAGAGCGGAUGAUUUGGAAGUGAUGCUUCGGGAAGCUUUUGCCCAUCCUGCAGUAGAGGGUAUUAUGCUAUGGGGGUUUUGGGAGUUGUUUAUGAGCCGGAACAAUGCGCAUCUAGUGAAUGCAGAGGGUGACAUUAACGAAGCCGGUAAAAGAUAUCUCGCUCUUAAACGGGAGUGGCUGUCUCAUACCCAUGGCUAUGUCGAUGACCAAGGAGAGUUCAGGUUUAGAGGCUUUCAUGGAACAUACCAUGUUGAUAUUGUUACUGAAUCCAAGACAUUUUCAAAGACAAUUGUUGUUGAUAAGGGUGAAUUGCCGCUGGUGAUAUCCAUAGAUUUAUAAGCUUGCUGCUUCAACUAAAAAUAAGGUACAUAUAUAAUGUACCAUAAUUCAUCAUAUGGUUGUGAUAUUGUACAAAUGGCUCUCUUGUGGCAUUGCUUCAUAAAUUUUAUCUUCCAAUGAAUAUAUAGAUAAUACGAUUGAUGUA
Messenger RNA from Juglans regia (Persian walnut), 3196 nucleotides. Its product is annotated as endo-1,4-beta-xylanase 1. Gene Ontology annotation, molecular function: hydrolase activity, hydrolyzing O-glycosyl compounds. Gene Ontology annotation, biological process: carbohydrate metabolic process. NCBI's taxonomy places the organism in Eukaryota, Viridiplantae, Streptophyta, Magnoliopsida, Fagales, Juglandaceae. The transcript has 9 exons. The coding region runs from base 178 to 3051 and encodes 957 amino acids. The record is from RefSeq and is a predicted model, not a curated record.